UUCUUCUUCUUCUUCUUUUUCUUUUGUGUUGUUGUUCUUUUGGUUUUUCUUUCUAAGUGUUUGGAUACUAAGAAAUCUGUUAUGUUGCAGAAGUUUACAGUGUGAAGAGAAAGGCUGACCUGGUCAAAGGCAUAUUGUUACUCUGAAGAGAUUCAGAAAAAGAUGGCUUUGAUCAGGAAAAAGUCUGAAUCAUCCGCUUCUUCUUCUUCUUCUUCUUCUUGGUUGAACAUGAGUACAUAUCCAUCAGGUGAGGUGCAGAUCCAUGUACGUGGCAUUCCAUUUGUUCUAAACAGAGAGCUUCUGGCCUUAAGGUCCUCCAGAGUGGCUGCAUUACUCAAAGAGAAUCCUUGUCAAGAUCUCUCGUAUGUCCUACGCGACAUCCCAGCUGACCCAGAAACGUUUGAGCUUGUAGUAAGAUUCUGCCGUGGCUUUGAGCUCAACCUGUCCACUGACAACAUUGUUCCCCUUUGUUGCCUUGCCCACUACCUGGGGAUGACGGAAAGCCAUAGUGUUGAUAACCUGUUGAAGAAAGCUCUUACCCUCUUUGGGGAGAGGGUACUCCCGAGUUGGAAUGAAUCUGUCAAGGCUCUCCGAGCAUCAGAAAAAGUUGCUAAGCAAGCUAUGCAUCUUGGUUUGGUUGAUGCCUGUUUGGAGUCCAUCAUUGGGAAGGCGCUGGCCGAUCCUCACCUUCUUGGGCAGCCGAUCAGGCCUUGGACGAGUGGUGUUGAUAUUGAGGAUGAUGAGGAUUAUAAGCCAAAUGUGCGGAGGAGGCUCUUUGUUAUUGACUGGGAAUCGGAGAGUCUGUCGACAUUGUCUCUCCGCCUCUACACGCCUAUCAUUGAUGCAAUGGUGAAGCACAAAGUCCCGUCACAGUAUGUGGCCGCCUCGCUUUGUGAGUAUGUGAAGAAGUGGGGCUUCUCGGGCAAUACAGGAGGGGGAGAGACGUCAAUCUACAAGAGGAACGCUCAGAGGGAGGUCAUUGAAGCGGUGGAGAGGCUUUUGCCUCGUGAAAGAGGGCUUGUUCCAUGCUCAUUAUUGUCUGAAAUGCUCCGCUUUUCUGUUUCCUUGGAAGCUAGCUCCGACUGCAAAAAUGGGCUUGAGAUCAGGAUCGGGACGCAGCUCGAUCAGGCCACCGUCGAAGACCUCCUGAUACCUUCUCAAGGUUAUGCCAAGGAAACUCAAUACGACACCGAGUGUGUGAGGAGGAUUCUGAAGAACUUCUACAGAAAUAACACUAGCCUAGACAUUCCAGGAAUCAUCAAAGUAUCAGAGCUUAUGGAAGAGUUCUUAGUGGAGGUUGCAAGCGAUAUAGACUUGAGGAUAAGCACGUUCGUGUCACUAGCAGAGAUGGCAGCAGUUACAUCACGAGGAACCCGACGAAGCUCCGAUGGAAUGUACAGAGCCAUUGACAUCUACUUGGACAAGCACAAGCACCUCACGGAGGCUGAGCGGGAGGAGGCGUGCCAAAUGCUGGAUUACCAGAGGAUGUCCCCAGAAGCGCUUGAGCAUGCGGCUCGUAACGAAAGGCUGCCACUCAGGGUGGUUGUGCAGGUGCUGUUUGUUGGGCAGCUACAGCUGCGGGAAACCAUCACGAGGAAGGCUGAGGCGGAGGAGGAGGAGGAGGAGGAUGAGGAGGAGGAGGAGGAGGAGGGAGGGGGAGUUGAAUUGGGUUGCAGUGAAGGAGGAGGAGUGAGGAGGGAGAUGGAGAAGAUGGGUAGCAAGGUGAUGGAGCUGGAGAGAGAAUGCCAUGUAAUGAGGAAGGAGAUAGAGAAGGGGAAGAGUAUAGGAGGGAAGCAAAUGAAGGGAGGAGUUAGCAUGUGGAAGACAAUGAAGAGGAAGUUUGGGUGCAUUAGUAGUAAGCAUAAUUCUAGCUGCCAAGUCAACAAAAAAAGGGCCCAUCCAAUAUAGUUUUUAUUUACUUCUUAGCUUUUGUAGCUCCCUUGAUUGAUUGGCUUUUCCAUCAACAUUCUAACAAAUAAAUCUCAACCAUUUUGUCUUUUCGUCUCCACUGAUGAAUUCUUUGUUUUGGGGUCAGUCACAAUUUUAUGGUUCUUUCACACAUUUAUGUCAUUAGAUUGUUUUGUUGGGUUCAGAGGUUGCACUUUCCUUGUUUGUCAUUCCUCUUGCUUUCUUAAACUCAGCCCAGAUAUAGUGCAGUAAAUUUUGUUAGGAUCAUGACAAUAUGGUUUCUUGACAAACCAUAUUUGCUCAUCCUUCCUGUACCAGACCAUCAUCUGCUGCAUGUUUAGGCAGUCCUGUUCUUGGUUACUUGGCUGCUGGUACGUUGAUUCGGCCUUAUGGUCUCUCCAUUCUUUGUCAUGUACAUGAGACCGACCAAAGCGAUUGCAGAAUUUGGAGCUGUUUCCUUGCCAUCUAACAUUGUUCUUGAGGUGGACUCUAUAAAUCUUUAUUUUGAUAUUCUUCACAAAUGAAUAGAAUUAAAAUUGAACCUUC
Vitis vinifera (wine grape) is the source of this 2454-nucleotide messenger RNA. Its product is annotated as BTB/POZ domain-containing protein At5g17580. The record is from RefSeq and is a predicted model, not a curated record. Bases 163 to 1908 code for a protein of 581 amino acids. The transcript is spliced from 3 exons. Gene Ontology annotation, molecular function: protein binding. NCBI's taxonomy places the organism in Eukaryota, Viridiplantae, Streptophyta, Magnoliopsida, Vitales, Vitaceae.